This is a messenger RNA of Trichomonas vaginalis G3, 2205 nucleotides long. RefSeq names its product Argonaute/piwi family. Gene Ontology annotation, molecular function: protein binding; RNA binding. Lineage: Eukaryota; Parabasalia; Trichomonadida; Trichomonadidae. The record is from RefSeq and is a predicted model, not a curated record. The transcript has a single exon. Bases 1 to 2205 code for a protein of 734 amino acids.
AUGAAAGCAUCAUCACGUUUCUUCGAAAAAAAACCUGACGAUGCUACUUUUCAAAAUCAAUUCAAUCUUACAUUAGGUACGGAUUCUAAAUUCACCUCGAAUUUCUACGAAAUUUUGAUUUCAGACGUAAUAAAAUCUUCAUUAAAAGUAUAUAACGUUACAAUUUCACCAGAAGUUAGAAAUGAAGAAUUGGCAUGCAAGAUUGUAUAUAGUUCGACGUGUCCUGAUGAAGGUUAUCGCAAAGAUAGUCCUUCUUGGAACUCAAUGGUCUUUAAUGGCAGAGAUAUGAUCAUUUCCAAGAAGCCAAUAUCAGCCACUCCAUGCGUUAUCGAAGGAUCGAGUUAUAAUGUUGUUUUAAGCGAAGCACGCGAAUGUUCAGAGCAAGAUCUUAAAUUUUUAUACUUCAGAGUUAUAGAAAACGCUUUAAUCAAACUUGGAUACCAGCAGUAUGAAAGUGGAUGGUUGAAAUCGCAUCCAGACAAAAUUGUUCAACAUUUAAAGCUUUAUUACGUUUUUAACACUCACAUCCAAUCAAUUGAUGGUAAAAUCGCCAUUAUUAUCGAUAUACAACCUGUUGUUAUGAGAAAUACGACUCUUUCCGAUGUUUUGAAGAAUCAACACGAUCGAGACAAAAUUGACGAAGUUAUCAAGAAGCUAACAUUCGCCACAAACUACGGACAUAAGAGAAAUGUUCAAAUUAGCAAAAUUAUAUGGAAUUCACCUCCAUUAAUUCAUUAUAACCAGAAAGACGUUUCUAUUGCAGAAUUCUACAAAUUCAAAUACGACAUUACAAUAGAUGAGUCACAACCAUUCGCAGAAAUACGUGUGAAGCGUAAUAAUCAAAAUUCUGUUGAUUAUAUUCCUUCUUCUUUAUUAAUGCAGAUAGGAGUACUCGAUAACGAGAAAUUCAACAAAUCAUUGAUGAGAGAUCUUCAAAGAUAUGCUCAAAUUCAGCCAAUUGAUAUCCAUAAAAUUGGAAAAUUUUUUUUGGACGAAUUUGCAGACGCUCAGCUACUUAAAGACUUUGGAAUAUCAAUAGGAUCACAAAUUACCUUCGAUGGAAGAGUUAUUUCACCUCCAUUCCUUAAAUUCAGAUCAUCAAAUCAAGAUUCGGAAUUUGUUGAUGUUCAGAUCAACAAUCGAUGCUCCGUGAAGAACGAACUCAAUAAGAACCAGAUUGUUCUUCCUCCAAUCAUCACAACUUCCCCAUUAAUUAUAUGUGAGAAAAAGAGCGAAAAAGUAUCAAUCGAACUGAAGAACCAAAUCAUUAAGACCAUGUCCAAGCUCGGCGUCAACAUUUUACCGCCUGAUUUUACGUUUUCGGACGGACCAUCAUUUACAACUGCGAUUUCUCAGGCCAUUGCUCAUGCAGGAGUUCCUUCUUUUAUUAUUUGUGUCCUCCCCGAUGGAAAUUCCCAGUUAUAUUCAACAUUGAAGAUCUUUUUGACUUCAUCACUUGGAAUUCCAUCAUCCUUCGUUACAGACGAGAGUUUAGUAGCAAAUAAACAAUCCAUGGACCAAAUCGCCACCGACAUGUGCUUGUCCAUCAUCUGCAAGACUGGUGGAGUUCCAUUUUACGUCAGUCCUGUUUCUUUACCGUUAAGAAACACUGUUUUUGCAGGUUUCGAGGUCAGUCAGACCAAUGUAGCUGCUGUAGCAAGCUACGACAACACUUUUGCUCGAUAUCUCUGCAAGACAGAAUCGACAACCGAUGUUCCUGCCUUUUUCGGGAACUUCUUUUACAAUUUGAAUGCGGAAAGAAUUGUUGCAUUCACUUCUUUAUCACCACGCGAUGUACGAAAGAUCGUUGACAAAAUAGGAAGUGUCUGCAAGUCAUUGACAGUUAUCUCUGCAUCAAGAAAAGACGGUGUUGUCUUAUUGACUGAUACAGAAAGGCCACAACCAGCAAUGGCAGGUUCAUGUGUCUCCAUUAAUGGUUCUUUGUUCAUUUCAUGUGUUUCGUCAGGAAAAGACAACGCAAGGCCAACAAUGUACACAGUAGCAUACCACUAUCCAAGGAUAUGGACUGAUGACCAACUGGCUGCAAUGAUACACUACCUUUCUGUAGCUUACCCUAUUUCUCUGGAAAGCGCAACAAUGCCAACACCUUUGAAAUUCGCUAGAAAGGCUAUGAAAUCUUGCAAGAGAGCUACAUGCGGAAAGAAGAUUAAUGAUAACAUCGAGAAGUUCGCUUACUAUUUGUAA